CGAAACAAACCUUUUUAAGCGCAUUCAUCGACAUCACCUUGGCCUCCUUAUCCACGAUCCCAACCUCCUGAUCGCCCGCGUCGAGCUUCGACGUCCGCCGUCUUCCUUCUCCAUUCAAGCAGGAUUUGUGUUUGCCGUCUGCUUUGAAAAAACUAAGGAGAUUAAGUACAGGAAAAUGGCAGGAGGGAACUUUAUGCACAGAGUUAUCUCCUAUAUUGCUAAUGAGAUCGUUGUGAACGGUCUGGCUAAUAGCCCUGCUUUUCAAAGAUUUGCAGUGAGGACAUCAAAGAGAUUGGAGGAGGUGUCGAAUAUGGCUGCACAAAAAAGACGAGAAAUUGCAGACAAGGUGAAGGAUCUAUCUGAGGAAAUAGAGUCACGGAGAAACCACUAAAAGGUUUGUGUUAGUGAGAAGCUCAUUGGCAUGGAGCGCUGCAUGGAUGCCCUCAUCUCCUCCCUCUCUGAGUAGUUAAAAAUAAGAUGCUUGAUGUGGAGUUAGAGGAACUUAUAUGUUUUAUAGAUAUCGAAUUUAGAGCCACAUUGUUGCCCGAGUAUUUGAAGAUUGCAGUCGUUUUUCUUUUCUUUGAACCUGGAUUAUCUGGCAGUCGGUUCUGCAGUCACAAAAGGUCAUGGCUCUGAUUAUAGAGAACCUGACUGUGGGAACUGCAUUUGGACCUCGUUUGUACCCUGUUAAAAUUCAACAAUGGCUCGUUGGAUCAAA
Molecule: messenger RNA, 718 nt
Organism: Syzygium oleosum
Lineage: Eukaryota; Viridiplantae; Streptophyta; Magnoliopsida; Myrtales; Myrtaceae
Exons: 5
Coding region: 176-391 (71 amino acids)
Source: RefSeq, a predicted model, not a curated record